Messenger RNA from Cuscuta epithymum, 2159 nucleotides. NCBI's taxonomy places the organism in Eukaryota, Viridiplantae, Streptophyta, Magnoliopsida, Solanales, Convolvulaceae. The record is from the annotation of a GenBank genome assembly.
GUUUACCGGUCAUCCCGGCGCGCUUUCCCCACCAAGCUGGAAUUGUACGGAAAGUUAUUUCUACCCAGCUGAGUGCUAAUUGGUCAUUUUACUCCGUGGCUGUUCUAGAUCGGCGGCUGUGGCGGCAUUCAUCGCCGGUUGGUUGCUAAGCGGUACUCUAGGAAAGAUAUGGCUAUGCUGAUCGCUGCUCGUCGAUUGGCGAGUGGAUCCACGCGUCCCGUUUCCUCGGAGUCGCUGCGGUAUACGACGAGCUGCAGAUAUUUCUCAACUUCGUUCCGAGAAGAAAGAGACACUUUCGGCCCCAUCCAAGUCCCAUCGGAUAAAUUAUGGGGGGCACAAACUCAAAGAUCAUUACAUAACUUUGAAAUUGGUGGUGACAGAGAAAGAAUGCCCGAACCCAUUAUACGUGCAUUUGGUGUUCUUAAGAAAUGUGCAGCCAAGGUGAAUAUGGAGUAUGGACUUGAACCAUCCAUAGGGAAGGCAAUAAUGCAAGCUGCCCAAGAAGUUGCUGACGGAAAGCUAAAUGAUCAUUUUCCUUUGGUGAUCUGGCAGACUGGUAGUGGCACACAAAGUAACAUGAAUGCUAAUGAGGUUAUAGCAAACAGAGCAGGUGAAAUUAUUGGUCAUAAAUUAGGUGCCAAAGCUGUACACCCAAAUGACCAUGUUAAUAGAUCCCAAUCUUCCAACGACACAUUUCCUACUGUGAUGCAUAUCGCUGCAGCAGUGGAGAUUAAUAAGAGAUUAUUGCCAAGCCUGAAACAACUGCAUACAUCAGUACAUUCAAAGUCUGUUGAAUUCAAUCACAUCAUCAAGAUUGGGCGUACACACACUCAAGAUGCAACACCUCUUACACUUGGACAAGAGUUUAGUAGACAUGCCACUCAAGUGAAGUAUAGAAUAAAUAGAGUUUCUGGCACCCUUCCACACAUGUAUCAGCUUGCACAAGGAGGAACUGCAGUUGGAACUGGAUUGAAUACAAAAAAAGGGUUUGAUGUGAAAAUUGCUGCAGCAGUGGCUGAGGAAACAAAUUUGCCAUUUGUUACAGCUGAAAAUAAGUUUGAAGCAUUGUGGCGCUUUAAAUACAAUUGCUGUUUCCCUCAUGAAGAUUGCAAAUGAUAUACGUUUUCUAGGAAGUGGUCCACGAUGUGGUCUCGGUGAACUCAUUCUUCCCGAAAAUGAACCCGGAAGCAGCAUCAUGCCUGGGAAGGUAAAUCCUACACAGUGUGAGGCUCUCACGAGUCACGAUGGUCUGUGCUCAGGUUAUGGGAAAUCACGUGGGCCUCACGGUGGGGGGAUCUAAUGGUCAUUUUGAGCUGAAUGUAUUCAAGCCUAUGAUUGCAAGUUCUCUCUUACAUUCUGUGAGAUUGCUUGGAGAUGCAUCUGCUUCUUUUGAAAAGAACUGCGUGAGGGGAAUCCAGGCCAAUAAGGAUUUCUAAACUACUACACGAGUCACUCAUGCUUGUCACAUGUUUGAACCCGAAAAUCGGGUAUGACAAUGCUGCUGCAGUUGCUAAAAAAGCACACAAGGAACUAGUCUAAAGUCACACACUUGCUUUCCCAAAGACAUCGCACCUCUUCUCCGACGCUCUACAGCCUGUAGCUUCCCAUAUCAACCAAGCUCCAGAUACACCAAACAGGGCGUCCCUGCUAGAACGUUUUCCAAUUUUCCAUUCGGCUCUGCAAUCUGAUUUCUUCCCAUUAAUUGGGCUGCUCAACUUCGUGCAUGAGUGACGCAGAAUGGAGUGCGCAGUUCAAGGAAUUAUCGAUACCCAAGAAGCUGCUCUUAGUUUAGGAAUGCUGACCUCGGAAGCGUUUGAUGAACUUGUAGUUCCGGAAAAGAUGAUCGGGCCUACAGAUUAAUUGCCCCCUCUCAUCACAAUAAUUGACUCAUUCUUUUUUGCUACACUAUUCUUUUCUUCCAUCAUUGAUCAAAUCCCAAUUAGAAAAAUAAAAGAUGCAAGGACCUCUCAAAGAGGCAAAUUGGAGAACUCAUUCAAUCCUGACUUGACAAUCCGCGUUAUGAUGUUUAUUGUUUUUAGAUUUCAAAAAAAGGAAAGGAAAAUCUAUAUACUAGUGUUGGUAUUUAAUAACACCAAUGGGGUGUUCUAAACAUGCGUCUCAUCUUCGAAAUGUUCUUGAACACAGUACAUAUAUUCAAG